UCAAUCUGCUGCAGCGUCGGAGACGGCCGACUGACGGCCGGGCCGGUAUCCUCGCCCACUUCCAACUCCCUCACCUUGUCUCCACCUACUCCGCCAUGACCCAAGACUUCCCAACGGAGAGGCUCAAGCCAAUCGACGUAUCGCCUGCCGAGGCGACAGUAUACAUCCCGACACCUCUGCAUCCAAAAUCGGAGGCACUGGCGGAGAAGACAUUCGGCCGCGUUGUCCGCCCAGGCGUGGACGGAUGGAGCCGAGAAGCGUGUAUUGAGGCGGCGGAUGUGGCGUGUAUGUGGCUCCUACUCCUUAGGUCUGACGUUAGUGAUUCGUGUCGGACCCAUGAACGCGCAUGACAUCCGCUCCGCGCGCCGCCUUAAGAUUAUUGCUCGCAACGGGACGGGGUACGACGCGAUCGAUACCGCAGCGUGCCGGGAUAUGGGGGUUGUCGUAACGAACAUGCCUGGAGGAAAUGCCGGCUCCGUAGCGGAGCUCACACUCGCACUGGCGUUGGCCGUGUUGCGACGAGUCACGGAGCUCUGGCCGCGCAUUCGAGACGGCGAGUGCAUCCCCUCUAUCCGCGCGCUGUCGCCAGGCCUGAGUGGCAAGACGGUGGGUUUAGUUGGCAUGGGGAACAUUGCCUAUCUCGCCGCCAAGCUGUUCCUCGCCUUCAACUGUCGCAUCCUGGUGUACUCGCCCACCAGUCCGCCUGAGCGAUGGACCGAGCAAGAUGCUGGCUUUGAGCCUAUUCCCUUCACCCGCAUCGCUACUCUAGACGAGCUGCUUGAGCAGGCCGACGUCGUCUCGCUCCACUGCCCUCUCACAGCCCAGACGCGCAAUAUGAUCGGGGCACCCCAGCUCGCGCGCAUGAAGGAUGGCUCAGUGCUCCUCAACACGGCACGCGGGGGCAUGGUGGACGAGGACGCGCUCGCGGAUGCACUGCAGCGUGAAGGCGGCGUAUGGGGUGCGGGACUCGACGUCAUGGCCACGGAGCCUGCUUUUGGGGCGAACCUGGGACGACUGCGCGAUGCACCAAAUGUGGUGAUCCUCCCCCACCUCGGCGGGUCGACAGACGAGACGACGCAGCGAGGCUGCGAUGCUGCCAUCGGCAUAGUAGUAGACUACCUCGAAGGCAAGGGUGCGCGGAACCGCGUCGCGUAGGGAGAUAUAACAUUAGAAAUUAGAGAGGACCAAGGGCCAAAGCGGCAGGCGCGC
Cutaneotrichosporon oleaginosum is the source of this 1209-nucleotide messenger RNA. RefSeq lists its product as uncharacterized. Lineage: Eukaryota; Fungi; Basidiomycota; Tremellomycetes; Trichosporonales; Trichosporonaceae. Gene Ontology annotation, molecular function: NAD binding; oxidoreductase activity, acting on the CH-OH group of donors, NAD or NADP as acceptor. The record is from RefSeq and is a predicted model, not a curated record.